CAAGUUUUUACUCUUGCUCAGGAGCUUUGUUUACUUCCGGUUAAGUUGUCAAAAGUAAACUGCACAAACAUUUUGCAUUUGCUGCCUAGCAUGCUGUUUGCGUAGAAAGAUUUACUACUAAUUACCAACAUGCCAGGAGAGCACAAAUUAGUGACAAUUGCGGAGCCAGCUAUUCAACAUAAGAAAAGAGCACAGAAGGAAGUUUAUAUUCCAAGUGUGACAUGCAGUGAGCCGGCCUUACAGAGCAAGAAGAGGGUGGAGCCACCAUUCCUAAAGACCGUGCCAGCUAAAUCUGACUUUGAUGGAGUUCCACUGCAGAGUAAAAAGAGGGUCCCAUCUCCUCCACCAAGAUCAAACGCUCAAGAGCCUGUUAUGCAGGCAAAAAAACGGGUCUUGACUGACUUAACUAAGUCAAGUAUUUCAAAACCUCUAAACAUAGAUCCAGUUCCAAUUCAAAGCAAAAAGCGUGUUGAAAAACCAGGGGAAAAUAAGCCCGUUCAAAGUGAGCCCCCUCUCCAGAGCAAGCGCCGGACACCAGGUAUCCCGGCAACCCUAAUCAAUGGUUUCCAUGGUGAUGGUGGAGGUAGAGAGGAGUAUACAUUACUAGGCAACCAGGACAAAUUUACAGAAAAUGUCAAGUACAAGGUGAAGUCCAACAUGUACACGCGAGACAUCUCCCCGCCCAAACAGAGGAAAAUACAACAGAAGGAGAACAAGGCCCCAAGUCCCUCGCGGGCCCCUGUUGUGGAUACCCGUCAAUAUGGGCAGCCUGAGACCCCACUAGCCCCUCGUAGACCUAAAUCCCAGCCUGCUCCAGAAGUUAGACUAGUAAAGGAAGUCAGAAUGUCAAAAGAGCUUAAAGUGGCACAGGAGCCCAAAGUCAGCAAAGAGCCACAAAUGACCAAAAGUUCAAAGGUGGCCAGUAACGAUGUUAGGCAAAGCAGGAUCAAAUACGAUGAGGCCAGAAACUUGGACCGUGCUGGGCCAGUGAAGGAAUCUCAAAAGGUGAAGAGGAUUGAGAACAUGAAUGAGAUCACCCAGACCAACAUGGAGAAAGGCAUUGCUGAUUCUGUACCCGAGGCCCCUGCUGACUAUGCACUGAAGUACAAGACUGGUAUAUCUGCCCCAAGGCCUACUAAGAAGUUGUCUGAAUACCAGAAGCAGUUUCAGUGGAAAGCUGGGAUGCCGGCUUCACCUCUCCUCAAGGCUGAACAGAACAUCGGCCCCAAAGAGGUUGUUUACAACAGCAACCCACAGCUGUCACCGCCCAAGAAGUCAGUGGUUUCCAAGGUAACAGAAUACCAGAAACAGUUCCGGGAGUACAAGUUGGUCCCCGUACCCAGGGAGGAGCAGGAUCUACAGCCUAGCAAGAAGGUCAAGCUGCAGAAAAGUAAGAGUAUGGAAGAUCUGUCACCAGCAGAGAUCAAGCCAGCUGGUUCUGCCCCAGUGAUCACCCCUAACAACAAGAGGCUCACCAUGGCAACAGACCAGAAACAACCAGAUCUUGCACCAGAAGUACCUACGAAGAAAAAUAGGGCCUACCACAGUGAGUACAAUUCCAACUAUAAACCUCCAACACGUUUUGACUACGUCAGAGGGUCCUGGCAAGGGGCAAAACCUCCUCAGCUCAAAAUACGGGCACCCGAGGAGACAACACAAGGUCCCGUUUUGGCCAACUGGUUUGCAGAGGUGAUUGAGUUGCGCAGGAAGGCCCAAGAGUACAGGCAGCGGGCUCUGGGAACCCACUUUUCUCGUGAACACCUUGUCCAGCUCAUGGCAAAACAGACUGAACUCUGGGAGGCCUCAAAUACCUCUGCACGCAGCACUGUGUCCGCACUCAACCUAGAGACUGGUCUACGUGCACAAAAACAAGCCAGGCCCACUGUUGAAGACCAGGCUGCACGGAGACAAGCUUACUGGGAGGGAGGCUCCAUGGCUGCCACAUUACCAUCAGAAGAGGAUGAUAGCACUGCCCGACUCAGUGUUCUUGAAGAAAUCCCUGCCCCCAGCAAGGAGGCAUGGGUCGAACAGGAGCCAAUAGAACCAGGGUUACAGACACCAUCAACCUUUUCCGCCUCAAGGGCUUCUCCUGACCCAGAACUUUUCCCAGUGGAGGGGGAGAGCCAGCAACCAGCCCAUGUAAGGUCCCAGAGUACCCUCAAGUCUGCCGGGAACCGACGGCGCCACCACCUGGACCGUACCACUCCUUCAUUGGAUGGUGCUAUUCUCGGAGCAUCAGAGGCACAGAAGAAACAUCGCUCAGGGAAAAGGAUUGUCAGCAAGUCUGUUGAUAGUGUUUCUCUAGGUACUAUGGAUGAACCAACACCUCGUUAUGAAACACCCAUCAGGGAACACAGACCAUUGGCUGGACAGAAGACAUACACCGCUUGCAGUGGGCGUAUCCUUGCCACCCCAACUUGUGGGCUGCCCUCACGCGACACACACGCCCUACGAGAUGAUGAUGCUUCUACUGACCGGCCCCUUCAGACACAAUUUGUUGACAACAUUGCAAAGCCACGUCUGACCCCAGGACUCUUGUCUACCAUAGGGGAGGGAUUUGGACAAACCUACAACAAGACACAGGAUUGGCAAGGCCUUCACAUACCGCGGUGCCAUGUUGAUGACGAUGUUAAGUCGAUAUCGACCCGAUCAUUUGCAUCCAGCUGCUCUCUGGCCUCCGCCACACUUGAGCGGGCACGUAAACGCUCCCAGGACUUCUGGGGCAAGAGUGAUGUCUCAGCCAAGUAGGGAAGACAUCUUAGUGUACCAGGGGAGAGAAUGUUUGACAAUGGGAAACAUCUAUGUACCAGGGGAGAGAAUGUUUGACAAUGGGAAACAUCUAUGUGAAAGCGUCUUUUGUUAUCAAUAAUGAAAAUGUUGUUUUAAUUUAGAUUAGGAGCUAGGUUUAACUAGCAGUAUGAGUUUGUGUUUAGAGUUUUAAACAGUUUAUAUAUAUUUUUUUUUAUUUUUUAACGUUAAGACAACAGAAUAUAGAUGUUUUCUAUUAACAAUCGUUUUACUAAAACAGUUUCAUUUGUGCCGUCCAUAUAAUUUGAUUUUAGAAAUAAAAUUUUGUUGGCUAGUAUUUUUACCAUUUCAUAUUAUGUUGAAGUUAUUAAUCAUUCAUUGAUUUUCAAUAAAAUGUUUUGUCAUGCUUGGCUUAAGCUCAUAGUUUUUAACUGUUUUAUUUUAAUGCUUACCUUAUUUAUGUAAAAAGGACUGUGAUAUCAAGUUGUACAAGAUGAAAUGUGCCAACAUUAACAUCUGCGUAACAACUUACUUGUAUAUUUUUUAUUCUCAACUGCUUAUUGAAUAUUCUUUUAUGUUUAUUUUAAAACGUUAAGUAUUGUGUUGAUAUAGGCGUAUAUAUUACAUUUAUAUUUGUUUUCCUAUUUAGUUUUGCCAGUAUGUUUAAGCACAAUUAUUAUCACUUUCAUGAGGGACCAGUUGUUGUUUUUAGACCAAUUAUUUCAAAUAUUUGAUACAAUUACUCCUAAAUAAAACAUAUCACAUACCUUACCUGUCAUUAUUUUCUCAUGAUGAAUUUUAUCCAGCCAUCAACUGCCUCAGAUUGUUUUUUAUUAACAUUGGCAUUUGCAACACAGUGAUAUUUAUAGGUAGUAAAAAAGAUGUUUGUUUUGCUUUUUAAUAAAAUAUUUUGAGAUGC
Molecule: messenger RNA, 3667 nt
Organism: Mya arenaria
Lineage: Eukaryota; Metazoa; Mollusca; Bivalvia; Myida; Myidae
Product: nuclear protein MDM1-like
Exons: 23
Coding region: 130-2748 (872 amino acids)
Biological process (GO): negative regulation of centriole replication
Molecular function (GO): microtubule binding
Source: RefSeq, a predicted model, not a curated record